UCAUGUAUUUAGUUUAGGAGUGAUAUUAAUACCCCGUCAGGGAGAGCCAUGUUGAUACAGUUGUCCCGACCGGCCACAAAAACGGUAAAAUCAUGAGCCGGGGUUUUAAAGCACAAAAAAUACAUGGGAUCGCACACACCUUUCUUCGUGGGCACGAACUAGGGAUUGAAAUUUGAUUUGCUUGAAUUGAAUGAUCCGAAAAUCCCAAAAAAGGCGGCAGGGCCUAUCAUCCACCUUGACAUGUCUCUUUCUGCCAUGGCACCGCUGCUCCACCAUCAGAUCCCUAAAGCAAAUCCACGCCUUCAUGGUCGUCUCCGGUUUCAACGCCCACCUUCCCUCCCUUCGAGAGCUCAUUUUCUCUUCUGCCAUUUCCGUCUCUGGGGCCAUCGACUACGCCCACCAGCUGUUCGACCAAAUUUUCGAACCUGAUAUCUUUAUCUGGAAUACCAUCAUGAGGGGCUCCGCUCAGAGCUCCUACCCUUCCAAAGCCAUUUCUCUCUAUAUGCGGAUGGAUCGAAGCGGCCUUAGGCCUGACAACUUCACCUUCCCUUUUCUUCUCAAGGCCUGCACCAAGCUCUCUUGCAUCUCCACGGGAAACCAAAUUCAUAGCAAGAUAGUCAAGUUCGGGUUUGAGGCUGACACGUUCGUGAGGAAUAGCCUCAUUAAUUUGCACGCAAAUUGUGGAGAUUUGGAUGUUGCCCGCCGGCUUUUUGAAGCAUCGGGGAAGAGGGACCCGGCUGCUUGGUCCUCUCUGACUGCUGGUUAUGCCAGGAGAGGUGAAUUGGGGACUGCACGCCGACUCUUUGAUGAAAUGCCUGUUAAAGAUCUGGUUUCUUGGAAUGUUAUGAUCAGUGUAUAUGCUAAGAAUGGGCAGAUGGAGAGCGCGCGAAAACUGUUUGAUCUAGUUCCUGACAAGGACAUAGUGUCUUGGAAUGCAAUGAUCGCAGGUUACGUGCUGUGUGGUUCCCACGAGCAGGCAUUAGAGAUGUUUGAGGACAUGCGACGUGCAGGGGAACAGCCUGAUGAGGUCACUUUGUUGAGCCUAUUGUCUACAUGUGCAGACUCUGGGGCUCUAGAUAUUGGACGGAAAAUACAUCACUCAAUUUUGGAGAGGGGUUGGAGAGAUAUGAGCAUUGUUCUUGGAAAUGCACUUAUUGACAUGUAUGCCAAGUGUGGGAGUAUAGGGGGGGCGGUCGAGGUUUUCAGAGGGAUGCGAGAUAAAGAUGUCUCAACCUGGAAUUCGGUAAUUGGAGGGUUGGCUUUCCAUGGGCACCUAAAGGAAUCAAUCCAUCUAUUCAAGGAGAUGAGGAGAGAGAAAGUGAGACCAAAUGAGAUCACCUUUGUUGGAGUUUUAGUAGCCUGUAGUCAUGGAGGGAUGGUUGAUGAGGGCCAUCGAUAUUUUCAUCUUAUGACAUGCGAGUAUGGCAUCGAACCUAACAUUAAGCAUUAUGGGUGCAUGGUGGACAUUCUUGGACGGGCAGGGCUACUAAAUGAAGCAUUUGAGUUUGUAGAGGCGAUGAGGAUCGAGCCCAAUGCCAUCAUCUGGCGGACUCUGCUUGGGGCAUGCAGGGUUCACGGCAAUGUUGAGUUGGGCGAGAUUGCAAACAAACGGCUUCUUGAGAUGAGACCAGACCAAAGUGGUGACUAUGUUUUGCUUUCUAACAUAUAUGCAUCUAUGGGGGAGUGGGGUGGUGUGGAGAAGGUAAGGAAGUUGAUGGAUGACAGGGGAGUUAGGAAAGAGGCUGGUUGCAGUGUAAUAGAGGAAGAUAACAAAGAGCUCAUGCAUUUCUUGCUGGAUUCAAAACCUAAUACGAAUGCAGGAAUCAACAUCGUUAUUUCCUGAAUCCAAAGGAUGAGUGAUUGUAGGUUAAAUGUACAUGGUUUGCAGUUGGCUACAUUCAUGCUCAAAUGAAGAGACUUAAAUAGAUUGGAUAAAUCAAACCGGUUUGCAAUUCCUAAGGUUUAGAUCAGAA
Magnolia sinica is the source of this 1973-nucleotide messenger RNA. RefSeq names its product pentatricopeptide repeat-containing protein At5g15300. Gene Ontology annotation, biological process: RNA modification. The record is from RefSeq and is a predicted model, not a curated record. The coding region runs from base 191 to 1843 and encodes 550 amino acids. Gene Ontology annotation, molecular function: protein binding; RNA binding. NCBI's taxonomy places the organism in Eukaryota, Viridiplantae, Streptophyta, Magnoliopsida, Magnoliales, Magnoliaceae. The transcript has a single exon.